Messenger RNA from Syzygium oleosum, 2241 nucleotides. RefSeq names its product L-type lectin-domain containing receptor kinase IX.1-like. Gene Ontology annotation, molecular function: ATP binding; protein kinase activity. The record is from RefSeq and is a predicted model, not a curated record. The coding region runs from base 276 to 2054 and encodes 592 amino acids. Gene Ontology annotation, biological process: protein phosphorylation. NCBI's taxonomy places the organism in Eukaryota, Viridiplantae, Streptophyta, Magnoliopsida, Myrtales, Myrtaceae. Gene Ontology annotation, cellular component: plasma membrane. The transcript is spliced from 3 exons.
GUUGUUUCCACCAUUUUACGUUAUAAACAAAAUCCAAGAUAAGAACAAAAAGGAAAACAGAGAGAGAGAGAGCAAAGGAAGGAAAGAAUUCUCCAAGUUCGUUUUUAGGGCGACGAUAAGGAAAUAGAGCAAGACCCUCUUCGACGUUGUCGAUGGCUCGACCUUGACUCUGAUGCAUUGCCGAUCUCAGUUCAACUUGUGCUCCAGUUGCUGGCCAAGCUCGACACUCAAUUCAUCACCUACUCUCUCUGAUUCGCCAGGCCGCGUUUGACCCCAUGGAUCGAUCCCACAGGCUCGAUUCCACUCGAAGAGUCGAUUGUGUUGUUGUUUUCGGAGCUGCCUAUGGAGUUGCAUUGGCGUUUCUCGCCCACCCUUAUGUAUUUAGCUCCAAGCCACAGCCCCCGGGGUCAUUGCUUACCAUAGCCAUCGUUGGAUUGGGAUCGAUCGUCGUUGCUUUGGUACUUGAGACAUCAAAAGUCGCCCGUCCUCCUUACCUGAGCAAUGAUAUGCCAGUGGGAAAUAAUGCACUUCAGACAACCGGGAGAGGUGCAAAAGAAGGCGAUUAUAGCGUGAAAUUAACCAAAGACAACAUAAUUGAGACCAAGAGAGCUGGAGAAGAAGGCGACCAUAGUGCAAAAUUAACCGAAGACAACAUAACCGAGGCCAAGAGAGGAGGAGGAGAAGGUGACAAUAGUGCGAGAGGUGGAGAAGAAGGUUACCAUAGCGCAACAUUAACUGAAGACAACAUAACCGAGACCAAGAGAGGUCGAGAAGAAGGUGACAAUAGUGCGAGAGGUGGAGAAGAAGGUCACCAUAGCGUGACAUUAACUGAACUGAACAUAACCGAGACCAAGAGAUGUGGAGAAGAAGGUGACAGUAGUGCGAGAGGUCGAGAAGAAGGUCACCAUAGCGCGACAUCAACUCAAGAGAACAUAACCGAGACCAAGAGAGGUGGAGAAGAAGGUGACAAUAGUGCGAGAGGUGGAGAAGAAGGUCACCAUAGCUCGUCAUUAAAUGAAGAGAACAUAACCGAGACCAAGAGAGGUGGAGAAGAAAGCGAACAUAGCACAAAAUUAACGGAAGAGUUCGAAAAGUUGAGUGGACCCAAGAAGUACUCCUAUGAAGAGUUGAUGAUGGCGACCGGUUCUUUUGCAGCUGACAGAAUUCUGGGAAAAGGAGGUUUUGGGGUCGUGUACGAAGGGCACAUAAGAGGCGCUCACACAAAGGUCGCUGUGAAGAUAAUAAACUCCGAUUCGCACCAAGGGAUUAAGGAGUAUAUAUCCGAGGUGAUGUUGUUAAGCCAACUUAGGCACAAAAACUUGGUGCAACUCAUAGGCUAUUGUCACGAAGCGAAUAAAUUCGUCCUGGUUUAUGAAUUCAUGAGAGAAGGUAGCUUGGAGGAUCAUCUGUUUAAAGGCAGAACCUUGUUGACAUGGGAAAGGAGGUAUAACAUUGCUCGGGGAUUGGCCUCGGCGCUGCACUACCUGCACGAACAAUGUGAUCAAUGCGUGAUUCAUAGGGAUAUCAAAUCUAGCAACACCAUGCUCGAUGAAAAGUUCAAUGCCAAAUUGGGAGAUUUCGGCUUGGCUAGGCUAGUUGACCACACCAGAGGGCCAAACUCAACCCAAGUGAAAGGAACGCCGGGUUACUUGGCUCCGGAAUGCUAUCAAACGGGCAAGGCAAGUAAGGAAUCUGACAUUUAUAGUUUCGGAGUGGUCCUUUUGGAAUUAGUAUGUGGGAGGAGCGUCUUUGACUCGGAACUAGCGGCGCAAGGUGGCCUUGUGCUGUGGGUUUGGAAGCGUUAUGGGUGCCGGAGCUUGAGCCGGCGCAGCAACUUGAGCAUGCACUGGCGCAAGAAACUUCUUCGUCUGGUGGACAUGAGGCUCGGCAAGGAUUAUGACGAGAAACAGGCGAAGGCCUUUAUGAUUUUGGGUCUGUCGUGUGCUCAUCCCUUUGCUGGGUCUCGGCCUUCCAUUGAAGAGGCAAUGGCCGUGUUGAACUUGAAGGCAAAGCCUCCCAAACUCCCCUCGAAGAUGCCAAGAUUCAACAUAUAACUAACCUGAAGGUCUCGCCUAGUCGUCUUAGAUGCGUUUGGCUUUAAGCAAAUGCCUCGCUCUGUACAAAAGAAAUGAAAAAUAUACUGCCUCAAUAAUGUCUAUAUUUAUUUUUCGAAAAUGAUGUCUAUUUAAGAGUGAUGUAUGUGAAAAUCACCGAAAUAGAGGUCAUUAUCGAUAAGUUGUU